Messenger RNA from Pteropus alecto (black flying fox), 2284 nucleotides. It is a transcript of the gene USP39, whose product is annotated as ubiquitin specific peptidase 39. Gene Ontology annotation, molecular function: zinc ion binding; cysteine-type deubiquitinase activity. Gene Ontology annotation, biological process: spliceosomal complex assembly; protein deubiquitination; mRNA processing. The record is from RefSeq and is a predicted model, not a curated record. NCBI's taxonomy places the organism in Eukaryota, Metazoa, Chordata, Mammalia, Chiroptera, Pteropodidae. Bases 66 to 1811 code for a protein of 581 amino acids. The transcript is spliced from 13 exons.
UGGCUGCUUGCCGCGAGCUUGAGCGUUCCUAGCUCCUGCGCUGGACGAUUCGGCUGGUAGUGGCGAUGUCCGGUCGGUCCAAGCGGGAGUCUCGUGCUUCCACCCGUGGGAAGCGCGAGUCCGAGUCACGGGUCAACUCGGGUCGCGUCAAGCGGGAGCGAGAUCGAGAGCGGGAGACCGAGGCGCCGAACUCCCGGGGCAGCCCAGUGCGCGUGAAGCGAGAGGUCGAGCCGGCGAGCGCGCGCGAGGCCGCUGCUCCUGUCCUACCGGCGGUGCGGGUGAAGCGGGAGCGCGAGGCGGACGAAGACUCCGAGCCUGAACGGGAGUUGACCCUGCGUGUGGGUUGCCCAUUUUCACAGCCUGUGGUGAUUUACCUUUCAGCAAAGAAUGGACGUGUGGAUUCCGAGGACCGGAGGAGCCGCCACUGCCCAUACCUGGAUACCAUUAAUAGGAGUGUGCUGGACUUUGACUUUGAGAAACUGUGUUCCAUCUCCCUUUCCCAUAUCAAUGCAUAUGCCUGUCUGGUGUGCGGCAAGUACUUUCAGGGCCGGGGUUUGAAGUCUCAUGCCUACAUUCACAGUGUCCAGUUUAGCCACCACGUCUUCCUCAACCUCCACACUCUCAAGUUUUACUGCCUUCCAGACAACUAUGAGAUCAUCGAUUCCUCCCUGGAGGAUAUCACGUAUGUGUUGAAGCCCACUUUCACAAAGCAGCAAAUUGCAAACUUGGACAAGCAAGCCAAAUUAUCCCGGGCAUAUGAUGGCACCACUUACCUGCCAGGUAUUGUGGGCCUGAAUAACAUAAAGGCCAACGACUAUGCCAAUGCUGUCCUUCAGGCUCUGUCUAACGUUCCUCCUCUUCGGAACUACUUUCUGGAAGAAGAUAAUUAUAAGAACAUCAAGCGUCCUCCAGGGGAUAUCAUGUUCUUGUUGGUCCAGCGUUUUGGAGAGCUGAUGAGAAAGCUCUGGAACCCUCGAAAUUUCAAGGCGCAUGUCUCUCCUCAUGAAAUGCUUCAGGCUGUUGUCCUUUGCAGCAAGAAGACUUUUCAGAUCACCAAGCAAGGGGAUGGAGUCGACUUUCUGUCUUGGUUUCUGAAUGCUCUGCACUCAGCUCUAGGGGGCACAAAGAAGAAAAAGAAGACUAUUGUGACUGAUGUUUUCCAGGGGUCCAUGAGGAUCUUCACUAAAAAGCUUCCUCAUCCUGAUCUGCCAGCAGAAGAAAAAGAGCAGCUGCUCCAUAAUGAUGAGUACCAGGAGACAAUGGUGGAAUCCACCUUUAUGUACCUGACACUGGACCUUCCUACCGCCCCGCUCUACAAGGAUGAGAAGGAGCAGCUCAUCAUUCCCCAAGUGCCGCUCUUCAAUAUCCUGGCCAAGUUCAAUGGCAUCACUGAAAAGGAAUAUAAGACUUAUAAGGAGAACUUUCUGAAGCGCUUCCAGCUUACCAAGCUGCCUCCAUAUUUAAUCUUCUGUAUUAAGAGAUUCACUAAGAACAAUUUUUUUGUGGAGAAGAAUCCAACUAUUGUCAACUUCCCUAUUACAAAUGUGGAUCUGAGAGAGUACUUGUCUGAGGAAGUACAAGCGGUACAUAAGCACACCACCUACGACCUGAUUGCCAACAUCGUACAUGAUGGCAAGCCCUCCGAGGGCUCUUACCGGAUCCAUGUGCUUCAUCAUGGGACAGGCAAGUGGUAUGAAUUACAAGACCUCCAGGUGACUGACAUCCUUCCCCAGAUGAUCACGCUGUCGGAAGCAUACAUUCAGAUUUGGAAGAGGCGAGAUAAUGAUGAAACCAACCAGCAGGGGGCUUGAAGGAGGAGUCUAGGGCUUUGCUUGGCAAGGCUUUGGCUGAAGAUAUAAAUAAGAAUACUGAAGCUAUAACUUAACAUAGGCUGACUAGCACAUCCCUUGGACCAGCCUAGUUUUUAUGGGUUUUAGUUCACAGCAGAGCAUAAGAGGGCCCACCCUAGGAUGGCUCUGUGCUGUCACUCAGCUGUUCUUCGAUCAGUUUAUUGUAAAUCGAUGUUCCUUUUUCCUUUCUGUCUAGCUCCCCUUUAGCUUUAGCAGAGGCCCAGAACUCUUUUACAAAUAUGUGUAAUUCAUUUCUGAGCAGCUGGGAGUAUCCAAAGGACAAGAUAAUUUCUUGUAAGCAUCAGAGCCUCAGGAAUAAGAAUAUGAAGCCAGUAACAUCCUUCUUCCAUCAUAGGUAGAUAGUUUUCCUGGGUUCUCUUCAUUUCCUGAUGUUUUCUUGGAAUUGAAUUAAAUAUUUUUCUGUUUUUAAACCA